AUGGGGAGAUGCUUCAGCUUCACAGCCUCCAGAGACUCCUGCUACCGGCGCUCCUUCUCCACCGCCGGUCUCAGGCCCACCACCACCAACCUCGGCGACGGCACCGUCGUCCACUGCUGGGCCCCCAGAACCCACCGCCCCAACAGGCCCACCGCCCUCCUCAUCCACGGCGUCGGCGCCAACGCCAUGUGGCAGUGGAACGACGUCGUCGCGCCCCUCGCAGCCCGAUUCAACGUCUACGUCCCGGACCUCCUCUUCUUCGGCGACUCCCGGACGGCCCGGCCCGAGCGUAGCGAGUCCUUCCAGGCCCGGUGCGUGAUGUCCGCCAUGGAGGCCCUGGGGGUCCGCGCCGGGCUCCGGGUCGUCGGGCUGAGCUACGGCGGGUUCGUGGCCUACAGCCUGGCGGCGCAGUUUCCCGGCGCGGUGGAGAGGUUGGUGGUCAGCUGCGCCGGCGUGUGUAUGGAGGAGAAGGACGUGGAGGAAGGGUUGUUUCCGGUGGGGAGCGUGGACGAGGCCAUCGAGAUUCUGCUCGCUCGGACGCCGGAGAAAUUGAGGGAGCUGAUGAGGCUGUCGUUCUAUAAGCCGGCCAAGGGAGUGCCAUCUUGCUUUCUGUCGGAUUUUAUUGAUGUAAUGUGCACUGAGAAUUUCCAAGAAAGAAAAGAGUUGAUCUACGCGUUAUACAAGAACAGGAAGCUUUCUGAUCUGCCUAAGAUCACUCAGCCUACGUUGAUAAUUUGGGGAGAACACGACCAGAUUUUCCCACUAGAAUUGGCUCAUAGAUUAGUGAGGCAUUUGGGGAACAAUGCAGAGCUCGUGGUAUUGAAAAACGCGGGGCAUGCGAUUAAUAUGGAGAAAACAAAGGAAUUCUAUAGACAUUUGAAGUCAUUUCUUGCUUUGCCAGCAGGUCUUAAGCUCGAGGGCAGUGACAAUGGCUGCAAGGUCGAAUAA
Messenger RNA from Striga hermonthica, 948 nucleotides. The record is from the annotation of a GenBank genome assembly. NCBI's taxonomy places the organism in Eukaryota, Viridiplantae, Streptophyta, Magnoliopsida, Lamiales, Orobanchaceae.